AUGACACCUACAAUCAUCUCAAAGGAGCAUCUCCCUCUCAGCAACAAGUCGAGAAAGCCAAUAGUGGAGAAGAUGCGCAGAGAACGUAUCAACAGCAGCAUUGAGCAGCUCAAUUGUCUUCUGGCUCCAGAGUUUCUCAACCAGCAGUCUGAUUCCAAGCUGGAGAAAGCAGAUAUCCUGGAGAUGACAGUCAGUUUCCUGAGACACCAGCAGUCUGUUCUAGACUCCAGUUCACAUGCUGUCAAUCAAGGCUUCUCCAGGUGUGUCCAUGAGAUUGUGCACUUCCUGUCCAAAGAUGAGAUGAAGACACAGAGCCAGAGAAGACUGCUGAAACACUUCCAGGACCUGCAGACAUCAUGUGAGCAGAACAGGAGGGAAAGUGUCCUGACUCAGCUGAUCUCCUCAGACCAGAACACCUUCAGUAAAGAGAUGAAUGUCAACAAGAGCAUCAUCUGGAGACCUUGGUAGAACCCUACAUGAACUGAUCAUGUUUGAAUGCACAAAACAAUUAUGUUUCUCGUUUUGAGAAGAGUGUUUAACCAGUUCCACUAUGGAAAAGAGUUUUGUACUGAUAAGUACUCUGAUGAUUUUAUCUUCUAUGAAGACUUCAUGUAAAGAGGUCCAGAUGGGAAAAUAUACUGACGUCUCUAUUAGACAACAUUGACUUUUACAUUAGAUACAUUUAACAGUUUUCUUUACUGUAUUAUUGUCCUGUGUCAGGACUGAAAAGAGAUGGAUUUGUUAAGAGCCUCUCUUGAGGUUUUGGUAGAAUCUCAUAUAGGCGACAUUCUUUUAUGUAUUUUUAAGUACUUGUUUCUGUCUUCAAUGAAGAU
Molecule: messenger RNA, 833 nt
Organism: Myxocyprinus asiaticus (Chinese sucker)
Lineage: Eukaryota; Metazoa; Chordata; Actinopteri; Cypriniformes; Catostomidae
Product: transcription factor HES-5-like
Exons: 2
Coding region: 1-468 (155 amino acids)
Biological process (GO): anterior/posterior pattern specification; regulation of transcription by RNA polymerase II; regulation of neurogenesis
Cellular component (GO): nucleus
Molecular function (GO): DNA-binding transcription factor activity, RNA polymerase II-specific; protein dimerization activity; RNA polymerase II cis-regulatory region sequence-specific DNA binding
Source: RefSeq, a predicted model, not a curated record